Physella acuta is the source of this 948-nucleotide messenger RNA. RefSeq names its product isatin hydrolase-like. Gene Ontology annotation, molecular function: arylformamidase activity. NCBI's taxonomy places the organism in Eukaryota, Metazoa, Mollusca, Gastropoda, Physidae. The record is from RefSeq and is a predicted model, not a curated record.
UCGCCAUCGUUGUAGAGCUAUUGGGAAAUUUCUUUGUAAAACAAGAUGGCCACUCAAAAUAUGCGGGUUCUGCUGUCUUUUCUUUUGCUGCCUGGUCUGGGGGCUAGGCUGAUUGACCUCUCACACGACCACGGUCCUGACACCAUCAUGGCGCCUGGUCAGCCUAGAUACAACUGGACAGUGGUUUUCUUGGGCGACAUCUUGCCCACCGUCUAUGCUGAGACAGGGGCGUAUUUCACUGGGGAGCAUGGGGGGACCCACAUCGACGCCCCUGCACAUUUCACUAAAGGAGGUAUGAGACUGGAGAAGGUUCCAAUAGAGCUGACCAUAGCUGACGGUUGUAUGAUAGACGUCUCUACAGAAGCAGGUCAGACACCUGGAUAUCAGGUGCCACUCCAGAAGAUCCUGGACUGGGAGCAAGCCCACGGCGAAAUCCCCCAAAAAUCAGCUGUCAUCUUCAAUUUCGGCUGGUCCAAAUAUUACACGAACAGGACUCAGUACCUCGGCACGGAGACAGAGGAUGUCACGAAAUUCGUCUUCCCGUCUGUGAGCAGAGAGGCAGGCCUGUUCCUCCACACACAACGGAACAUUCAGAUCAUCGGCGUAGAUUCCCUCAACCCUGAUGCCUUCAGCGUCAACGGUCAACUAGCAGACGGCAUGCCGAUUCACCAGAACUUUCUCCCAAACAACAAACUCAUCGUGGAGAACCUGAAGGGCACGGAGCAGCUGCCGGCAAGAGGUUUCCGGUUCCACGCCACGCCGGUUAAGUACGUGGGAGGAACCGGCGCUCAAGUCCGCGCAUUUGCUAUGACGUAUGACAGGUCCGACAACAGCUGUGACUCGGUACCUGCUCUCUGGGCCAAUGUUUUGCUAAUCUUGACUACAGUCCUCAUCGCUUCAAUUCUUUGGUAAUUAAUCCAGCAAUUGUGUGUUAAUUAAUCCAGCAAU